Molecule: messenger RNA, 2268 nt
Organism: Mytilinidion resinicola
Lineage: Eukaryota; Fungi; Ascomycota; Dothideomycetes; Mytilinidiales; Mytilinidiaceae
Exons: 5
Coding region: 1-2268 (755 amino acids)
Source: RefSeq, a predicted model, not a curated record
AUGAACCCGGUUCUCUCGAGGCACUCGGCACACAUGUACCUCUGUUUGCUACCCGUGCAGCGUUGCACGCAAUGGUGGUGCAAAUGGGAAGUCCUGGAUGCCCCAGGUGCUGCUGCAUGGCAUCUACGAUCCCCGCCAGUCGUUGCGCCAGCUCCGUCUCUUGACAACGCCGUCGGUGUCGGUGUGUCUUGGAGCAUCUCGACGCUGGGGCAUCUCGACGCUGGAGCUCUCGCUUCGCUGCGCGGUCUCACGGCCACGCUCGCCGGCCGGCACCGCAGAAGCUCUACCAUGGUCCUCGUUGACGACGAGAACUGCAGUAUCCCUGGCCCAGGGCCCCGCGGCAAGUCAAGCACCCCCCCGAGCGAGCAGAAGGAUGGGCCGUCUCAGGCCGUGGGCAAGACAACGGCAACGGCGCAGCAGCCUCCAACGCCAUCGAUCGCCCUCGACCCGGCAAUCCGCACCGCCCUGACAGACUCCAGCUGCGCCUGGGCCCUGACCAUCCUGCACGACGCCAAGCGUCCUGCGUCGUACUAUUCCUCGAGCAACAUCGAGCGCCAGAAGAGUGUUUUGUUCCGCAGUGACGGCUGGCAGCGUAUUCAGCGUGCCGCCGCCGCUCGCCAACAAGCCCCCCAGGCUGCACCUCCAAGCCCGCUGCCCGAAACUGCUCCUGCUUCCGGCAGUGUCGACGACGAGCCUUCAACGAAGAGAGCUCUUUACCGUUCCUCGAUACCUCGGCCUCACCGCGACAACGGCAAUCUCGAUGUAACGCCCCGCAAACGGCGGCACUCUGCCCACAGCCUCUCCGCUGAGUCUAGCAUCGACAUGUCUGCUCCGGCCACCCCAGCUGCUCCAAGACAACGAGCCUUGCCUCACACAGGCGACUUCACCUUCCAGAUCAGCGACUCCGAAUGCGUCAAGUGGGCCCUCCAGAGGCUGCUCGACCAACUUCAGCAGAUUAGUCUGAAGGCGCUUGAAACCGAGUGGAUCAAGGUGGCAGAGCCAAAGAAGCAGUCAAACUUCCCGUACAGUAGGAAGACGCCUAAAGGAGGCCGCAAGAGGACUAAGGAUGGUCCACGGAUUCCCAAAUGGUGGCCGAUUGAAGAGUCUGAGUACAUUGAGCCGCACCAUAACAACAAGGCCGGCCGGACUGCGGUUGCGGUUGCGUUAUUGCGUCUCAGAGACCGUGGUAGCGGUUGGGUGGAUAAACUUGAGGCUGAGUCUAGACGUGUCUCGCUGUACUUUUGCUCCAACAAGUGUGAUGCUAAUGAGCUUGAGCGUGAACAACGAAGAAAGGACGUUCUCUCCUGCAUAUUUCUAAUUGCCAGAUACGAGGAGGAUUAUCACUUUGGAUGCAUUGACGCAGAUUUUGAGGUCACAGCCCCCGACAUACCUUCUGUGAGCAAGAAGAAUGUCAGGAAGAAGGCGCGCACCUACAAAUCGUUCCAAGUGUCAGCAAGGGACAGUCGUGCCACUUCAAUGGCAAGCCCUAGCACUGGGAGCAGUCCUUCUAACCUCGUCUCACCCGCCAGAAAUUUGACCCUCUGCGAUAACUCGAGCCUUGGGAUUCGAUCUCCCCACCAGCCUGCAGAGUCACCAAGACGCUUCCUCGGCGCAAUGCCCACUAUGAUAAGUCAGAGUGGACACACCCUAGAAACAUUGCCAACAAGAACGCUACCACAUGGAAAUGGUCAUCAUCAGUCUUUCCGGGACCAAUCAUUUCAUGGUGCCACAACGACUGGCCUUCCAGACCUCGAGGCGUCGCAUAUGCGAGCUCGCCACUCGUAUGAUUACAAUGCUAAACCCUCCGUAAGCCCAUACGACGAAUUGGGCAUCAAUUACGAAAUGCCCCGUAAUCAGCAAUACGAGAUCCCGCAGUCGCCUGCACCCUUCACCGGCUGGCAGACCAACCCAAAUUUGCAGCCGACAUAUAGCGUGUCCACAUCGUUUCCACCCCGGCAUAACUCCUUAAAUGGCGAUUAUCAAGUUACUGAGUCAAUCUUUCCUGGCAGGAGUAACUUCUCAUUUCAAGCGCCGGACGUGAUGACAAGUACUACCUCCUAUCAGGGCCCUGUCACAGCAGCGAGCCCAAUGUCGAUGGCACCACCGAUGACUAGGAGCUAUAGCCAGGCAGGAGCGAACGAGUUUCAGACGGCAAACACCCCGUUGCCGCUCAGCGUAUCGAGCCCGUUUCAAGAGGGAAAUUAUCGCGAGAAUUCGGGAGCUGGCCUCCAGUCUUAUCCAAUGAAUGGGCACAAUCAAUACCAAUAG